Molecule: messenger RNA, 1812 nt
Organism: Dreissena polymorpha
Lineage: Eukaryota; Metazoa; Mollusca; Bivalvia; Myida; Dreissenidae
Product: periodic tryptophan protein 1 homolog
Exons: 16
Coding region: 95-1711 (538 amino acids)
Biological process (GO): rRNA processing
Cellular component (GO): nucleus
Molecular function (GO): protein binding
Source: RefSeq, a predicted model, not a curated record
AGUUUCACAGGGAGGUAAUUUGUAAACUUCCGCUUUUACAGCGUGAGGCGAUCGUGAUAUACGUCGCAUAGAAUAUCAUUUAAAAGACACCGUUAUGAGUAUAAUACCUUGUAUUUCUUGGGUCCGACGAGGAAAAUCGAAGACUAAACCGGAAAAGCUACAAAUUGACAAAGAUGAUCUGAAAAGAAUAAUUGAUGAAACUCAAGAACGAUUAGAAGAGCAGGAGGAGGCCGAAGAGGAAGCUGAGGAAAAUGAAUCCACAGUUACGGCUGCAGCUGAACUGUCACAACAGGUGCCUGAAAAGGUAGAGCCAUCAACAGAGACUGAGAUAGCAGCGGACAUUGCUAGACAGGUGAAGCAGGGAAAGAAAAGGAAUAAGAAGGGCCAGGGGGAUGAGUUCGAGUCACGAUACAACAUGGAUGAUUAUGAUGAGGAUAAUGAUGACUUUUCCAAUCCGUUCAAGGGCAUAGGGAGUCUGGCCGUCUUUGCCAGUAAUGCUGAGGACCCUUUAGUGGAUGUAAAAGACGAGGGUGACAGUGAUGAAGAGGACUUUAUCAUCAAGGACACAGAUAACCUGAUACUGGUUGGGAGAGCAGACUCGGACUAUUGUUCCAUGGAAGUUCAUGUGUACAACUCUGAGCAGGAUCACUUCUACUGCCACCAUGACUUCCUGCUGUCUACGUUCCCCCUGGUCCUGGAAUGGAUGGACUAUGAUCUACGUGAUGGAUCCACAGGAAACUUUGUUGCCAUAGGAACCAUGGAUCCCACCAUAGACAUCUGGGACCUUGAUCUUAUAGAUAGCCUUGAACCUUUGGCGACCUUAGGGCAGAAACCCUCCAAAAAGAAGAAAAAGAAGCUAGAUAUACCCAGUCACACCGACGCUGUAUUGGACCUUUCAUGGAACCCCCUUGCAAGACACAUUCUCGCAAGCGCGUCUGCCGAUCACACUGUGGGAUUGUGGGACCUUACGGAGGGAAAGCUGGCCUUGAGCAUCAAGCAACACACUGAAAAGGUGCAGUGUGUGAGAUGGCACCCUGCGGAGGAACAUAUGCUGCUGUCAGGAUCAUUCGACAAGACAGUGAAAAUGUACGACUGUCGGUCCCCAGAGACAAGCAACAAGACGUGGAACCUUGGUGGAGAGAUUGAGAAACUGCUCUGGAAUAAAUUCUCGCCGCUUAACUACUUUGCCAGUACAGAUACCGGCCAUGUGUACUACAUGGAUUCCAGGCAGGAUAAGCCAGUGUACUGCAUUGCUGCACACACAGAAAGUGUUACAGGCCUCUGCCUCAGCUCGGAGAACAGUCGUAUGCUGGUGACAACAUCGUCCGAGGGCAGUAUGAAAGUGUGGGACAUCGACAACAACAAGCCGUCCUGUGUCUACAGCCAUCAUCUCAAAAUGGGCCAGCUACUCUGCCUGGAGAACUGUCCAGAUGCUCCGUAUGUGUUUGCAAUGGGAGCAGAGAAGAAGUUCAAGGUCUGGGACCUGAGAGACAUCAAAGAUGUUUUCAAGCAUUUCUGUGGGAGCGAAGCAGACUAUGUGCCCGACCCCCGGGCAGAGGAGGAAGAGGACCCUGAGGCUGCCAUGGAGAUACAGGAAAUGAUGGUCAACAUGGAUACGGAAACAACCCAGCAACCACCUGCUGCCAAUGGCGCUGAAGGAAAAACAAAAAAGAAGAAGAAGAAAAAGAAGAAGAAGUUCCCAAAUGUUUAGUGCUUUUUGUUUAUGUAUGGUUAAAGAGAGUGUUUUAUAAGUAUGUUUUAAAUGGUUGUUGCAGGUUUGGUGUAAGUAAUUGAAUAAAAUGUGCAAUUUUU